Molecule: messenger RNA, 808 nt
Organism: Dermatophagoides farinae (American house dust mite)
Lineage: Eukaryota; Metazoa; Arthropoda; Arachnida; Sarcoptiformes; Pyroglyphidae
Source: RefSeq, a predicted model, not a curated record
GAUAAAAAUUGUUGAAACCACAAAACAACAGAAACAGCAACAACAAAAUAGAAUUGAACAGAAAAUAAUGAUGGCAAAUAGUGCACAAAUGAUUGAACAUCAAGUGGAUUGUGCUACAACACCUGAAUCGGAAAUGGAUCUGGAACAAGCACAAGAAUUAUCGAAACAUAUCGUAUCGGAUAUCAUUAAUCAAGCUGUCAGACGUUUAAAUGAUGAUAUUAAAAAUAAUAAACAUUUAAAACAUGAACCGGAAUCAAUAUCAAAAUUAUCAACAUAUAGUCAACGUUCAAUGGUACAGAAUAAUUGUUCAUGGUUAACACGUACUAGGAAUGCAAUACGUCGUAUUGUAAGACAUGCAUGUAUCUGUACACGAACAAAAGAUGAUAAUCAAACAUUUAAUAAAACACACCAUCAUUGUACAGCAACAUCCAUAUCACAUCAUCAUCAUCAUCAUUGUACACAUCAUAAUCAACAACAACAACAACUGGAAAAUCAAUCUUCACAGCAACAUUAAUAAAUAACGAUAAUGAUUUAUUGAAAUGUUUGAAAAGAAAAUUAUUUAUCAAAUAACACACAUAUACACAAAAAAAAGAUUGAUAAAAUAAAUUCAUUUUAUUGAAUCUUCAAGAAUUUUCAUGUCUAAAUAGAUCAAAUAUGUGUUAUUUUCGAUUGCGAUUGCAUUUAACAGACAUGUUUGACAUUAUCAACGAAUCUUCUUGAGAAUAUUUAUUCUUUUAAAUAACAAUAAUAACAAAAGAAAACUGUCAACAACAUACACACACACACACAAACAUUCAAACAUUUUUGA